CUUUGCACCAGUUUUGUUUUGUCACACACUAGAAAGUUGAUUUGAAUCUUGAAUUUAAAAAUUUUGUAAACUUCUUGCCUUUGCAAUUGCUUAUACAGUGAUAAAGAUUAAAAACGGCAUAGAAAUCCACAGUCACUUUGUGAGCGUGUUUUAAUAUACGAGGUUGUGAAUAAUAUUACAAAAUGGGCUCUAGGUUCCAAAACAUCGAGCAAGGGCCGCCGAUCGAAGUUUUUCAACUUAAUAAACUUUUUACUGAAGAUACAUUUCAAAAUAAAGUGAACCUUGGUGUGGGAGCAUACAGAGAUGAAAAUGGCAAGCCCUGGGUACUGCCAGUGGUUCGUAAAAUGGAGAAACAGAUGGCAGAGGAUGCUACCCUUCUCCAUGAGUACCUGCCAGUGUUAGGUCUGGAGAGUUUCAGCAAUGCAUCAGUGUCAAUGCUUCUGGGACAGGAUAACCCUGUCAUUGCUGAGGGUCGGGCCUUCGGCGUGCAGACUUUAUCAGGCACGGGCAGCUUGCGCGUCGGAGCUGAAUUGCUCAACAAACAUCUCAAAUAUACGACUUUCUAUUACUCCAGCCCGACAUGGGAAAACCAUCAUCUGGUGUUUGUGAACUCUGGCUUCACUCAACCGCGUACGUACCGCUAUUGGGACGAAAAGACCCGCGCUAUCGACUUCGCUGGCUUUGUGGAGGACCUCAGCAGUGCUCCCGAGAACUCAGUGGUGAUACUGCACGCCUGCGCUCAUAAUCCGACCGGGAUCGACCCCACUCAGGAGCAGUGGAUAAAGAUUGCUGAUAUUAUGGAGGAGCGCAAGUUGUUCCCGUUCUUCGACAGCGCGUACCAAGGGUUCGCGUCGGGCGACCUGGACCGCGACGCGUGGGCGGUGCGCUACUUCGUCAAGCGGGGCUUCGAGCUCGUCUGCGCGCAGUCCUACGCCAAGAACUUCGGACUCUACAACGAGCGCGUAGGCAACCUGACGAUCGUGCUGUCGGACGCGAAGCACGUGGCGCCGCUCAAGUCGCAGCUGACGUGGAUCGUGCGCGGCAUGUACUCCAACCCGCCGGCGCACGGCGCGCGCGUCGUCGCCAACGUGCUCGCCGACGGCAGGCUGUUCGACGAGUGGAGAGAUCACAUCAAGUUCAUGUCUUCCAGAGUGAUCCAAAUGAGGGAAGCGCUAAGAGCCGAAUUGAUAAAAUUGGGCACACCGGGCAACUGGGACCACAUCGUCAAACAGAUCGGCCUGUUCUCGUACACCGGGCUGACGCCGCGGCAGAGCGAGCACCUCGUCCAGCAGCACCACAUCUACCUGCUGCGCUCCGGUCGCAUCAACAUCUGCGGCCUCAACCCCGGAAACGUCGCCUACGUCGCGCGCGCCAUCGACGACGCCAUCAGCAAGUUCCCGGACAAAGAUGACAAUUCGCGGGCAAAGUUAUAGCAACUGCAGUGUAGUGGCUCCUCGUGAGAUUGGUACGAAUUAUCAUUAAAAUGCUUGAGUUUGGGACAAAUUGGUGGUUGGUUUUAUGUUCGUCCUACCGUUACUGUAACUUUGGUGAAUUUGUAUAUUAUUAAAAAAAUAUAAAAAAUU
Messenger RNA from Bicyclus anynana (squinting bush brown), 1583 nucleotides. RefSeq names its product aspartate aminotransferase, cytoplasmic (gene Got1). Gene Ontology annotation, molecular function: L-aspartate:2-oxoglutarate transaminase activity; pyridoxal phosphate binding. The record is from RefSeq and is a predicted model, not a curated record. Lineage: Eukaryota; Metazoa; Arthropoda; Insecta; Lepidoptera; Nymphalidae. Gene Ontology annotation, cellular component: cytosol. The transcript has 10 exons. The coding region runs from base 183 to 1433 and encodes 416 amino acids. Gene Ontology annotation, biological process: L-aspartate biosynthetic process.